GGGAGUUUCAUUCAGUGCUGCUGAGCUCUGCCCCCUCCUCCCUUCCGGCUGCUGUUCCUGCCAGGGCUGUAGUCUAAGGCGGGAAGGAGGUCAGGGGGCUUUGCAGCUGGCUGGUAAGCUGGAUGAGGCUGGGAGGGUGAGAGACUGGAUCCGAUGUGGCUGAUGUACUGCUUCCUGUGGCUGUUCUUUAGGGUGCUGAUUUUUUCUCUGGCUGCCCCAUGUACCUGCAGCUCUCCAGGGUCCCUCAGCAGGACCAGCACCUUUUGCUAUCAGGAGGUCUUUGGGAGCACAGGGGCUGCUGGCACCAGAUAUCUGAGUUUCCUUAGCCAGAGCUCUGAAGACUUAGUGCUCUUCCAGAGCACAUGGGACAUGAACAGGCACCUACUGGCAUGCUCCAUCCAGAAAGAGGCCUCAGUAACACACCUGUACCAGGACUUCUGUGCUCAGCAUCUACAGAACAACUUUUCUGGCAGCUCUUGGAGCCCAGCACUUCAGCGGGACUUGGAUGCCCUAGACAAACAGAGGAAUGCUUGCACCAGGAUUGAAACCGUGGGAGCAGGUGGACCCAGAAUAAGGAGAGCACUCAUGGAAAAGAGGGCAGAACCACCCCCAGAGAAGGUUAGGCACCGGAGGAGCCGGCGGGGCUGGACAAUGCCAGGGACACUGUGGUGUGGAGCUGGGGACUCAGCAAAGAACUUCACUGAGUUAGGAAUCUUUCAGGGCCCAGACUUGUGCUGCCGAGAACAUGACCAAUGUGCAGAGCAGAUCACUGCCCUGGAGUACAACUAUGGCAUCCGCAAUUACCGUUUGCACACCAUCUCCCACUGUGACUGUGAUGCCAGGUUCAAGCAGUGCUUACUGGAUCUGAAUGACACCAUCUCCAACAUCAUUGGCAUCACCUUCUUCAACCUGCUGGAAAUCCCAUGCUUUGUGCUGGAGCAAAGUGAGGAGUGCAUGGAGUGGCACUGGUGGGGAGGGUGUAACCGCUAUGGCUUGGUGCCUCUGGCACGGGUAAUGGAGCAAGGCCAGUACCACUAUGACCCUGCCCUGGGGAAGACAGGCAGCCCUACCCCAUACCCUCCUUCCCCAGACAAAGGCAAGAAGCCCUCUAGGCUGGACAAGAAGCACAAGAAGCACAAAAAGCAGAUGGGAAAAAGCCCUGCUAGGGCCAUGAAACAUGGUGACGGCAUCCAGAGUUUGCAGAGCCACAUGAAGGACCAGAAGCCCAUGACACCCUUGCUGCCCAGGAGGUUGGACACACUGCUCCUUACUCCUAACAAGAGUAGGGUCUCACCCACAUUAGGGCAUGUCCCAGCAUCAGUGAGGCAAAAACCAGGUACUCUUGCUACAAGUACCUCAUUGGAGCAGGGCACCAUGACAGGGAAAGAACACCUGUCCACAGGAGGGUACCAUGUGGAGCAGAAGGUACAGCACCAAACCAGGGGUCCAGCAUACUCUGCCCAAAGGACCAACUCCAUGAAGCAGAGAGUGAUUCCCCCUCCAGCCUUGGAGAUGCACAGGGUAAUCCCUGCACCACAUCAGAACAAACAGCACCACCUGACAAGGAGCUGCAGGUGCUACCAGCGCCUUGACCAAUGCGAGCACAAGAUUGCACCCAAUGAACUUAAGUAUCAGCUGCACAACCUGGACUUCCGGACUCUGUUCCAUUGUAACUGCACCCGCAGGCUGGCACGGUUUCUGCGUAGGAUACAGAGUCCCAACGAGAUGGAAGAGUUGGUGCUGUCCGACUACAUCUCCAUGGGCUGCUUUGUGCUGGAGCCACCUGCAGGCUGCUUGGCUGGAGAGGACCAGCAACCCAACUGUAUUGGCAAGGGCCGGGCUGUCCUUGUGCCUGCAGGGCAUCUGAAGAACACACUGAAGAGAUGGGGGAAGCAACCCCCAGCCCCCGUCAAAGUCAAGCGGCAAGAAUGGGAGGCACAAGGUGGAACAAUCGGGCUCUAUAACAAGUGUCUCCAGCUGGCCAGGGCAGUGCAGAGACGUGAUGCUAAGCUUGGUACAUCACUUCCCCGAGCCAAGGCAGCCUCAGAGCAUAUGGACACAGCAUGGGAAAAUCCACAGGCACAUACAGGCAGUGCAUCAUACUGACUUCACAGCCAGCACUA
Molecule: messenger RNA, 2123 nt
Organism: Alligator sinensis (Chinese alligator)
Lineage: Eukaryota; Metazoa; Chordata; Crocodylia; Alligatoridae
Gene: PLA2G3
Product: phospholipase A2 group III
Exons: 7
Coding region: 154-2106 (650 amino acids)
Biological process (GO): phospholipid metabolic process; arachidonate secretion
Molecular function (GO): A2-type glycerophospholipase activity
Source: RefSeq, a predicted model, not a curated record